This is a messenger RNA of Sphaeramia orbicularis (orbiculate cardinalfish), 1193 nucleotides long. RefSeq names its product transcriptional regulator Myc-like. The record is from RefSeq and is a predicted model, not a curated record. Gene Ontology annotation, biological process: regulation of DNA-templated transcription. Gene Ontology annotation, molecular function: protein dimerization activity; DNA-binding transcription factor activity. Lineage: Eukaryota; Metazoa; Chordata; Actinopteri; Kurtiformes; Apogonidae.
UUUUCCGGUGUAAACUACAGUGACGUCAUUCCCGGCUGUUUUUUGUGUUUUUUUUUUGUUGUGAUUUAUGCCGUUUCUCGAGGACACAUCUGUCCGCGGAGGAGGAGCAGCGGUUCGGCUGAGGCUCGGUAUUAAAAGGAUGACAAACAGCUGAUUCACCCAGAACCAGGACCGGGACCAGGACCAGGACCAGGACCAGGAGCAAGUAGUGACUGACCCGGGUCUGGAACCCACUUACCUGUACCUCUUCAACUAUACAAGCUGCGAUGGCGCCGGUUUUACCCGGGACUGGACCAUCCUGGGACUGGGACUUUGAUGCGGUGCAGCCCUACUUCCUGCCAGAGGAGGAGGACCCCCUGGCGCCUCCCCCCUCGGUGCCAGCUCCUCCGGGCCCUGGCGAGGACAUCUGGAAGAAGUUUGAGCUUCUGCCGCCGCCGCCGCUCUCCCCCAGACGGAGGUUGUUGGCACCGGACGUCCCGCCGUGGGCCACGGAGCAGCUGUUGGACGGUGACCGUGGCCCCCCCUCAGCUCAGGCCCCCCACUCCGCCCUCCUGCAGUCCUUCAUCAUCCGGGACUGCAUGUGGAGCAGCAGCUUCACCGCCUCCGCCAAACUGCAGCAGGUGUUGUCACAGCGGCCACAGCCGGACCAAUCAGAGGGAGCAGGGGAAGGCCAGGGGGGUGUGGCACAAGGGGGAGUGGCCAGGGGGGCGCCGGGUGCCUGCCGGCAGCCUGCGCCUGCACUUCUGCCUGCGCCUGCGUUGACCCUUCGGCCGUGUGGUGCAGUGUUCCAGACUCCCCUCUGCUCAGCCAAACAGGUGAGAGGCUUUUAUUUUGAAAAGGCGUGGCAGCGGUCCAGACCAGACUCCGCCCCUCUGGUCCUGAAGCUCUACAUCAACAUCCACCAGCACAACUACGCUGCCCAACAGCUGCUGGGAAACGGACCAAGAGCAGGCCACGCCCACAGGACUCCUCCAUCAGACGGCGAGGAUGGCGUCGAGCGGCGGCGGACUCACAACGACCUGGAGCGUCAGCGCAGGAACGAACUGAAGGCCAGUUUCCUGACACUGAGGGACGAGGUUCCGGCCGUCGCACGCAACGACAAUGCGGCGAAGGCGCUGAUCCUGAAAACGGCGGCGGUCAUCAGACAGAUGAGGACGGACGAGGAGCGGCUGUGGCCACGAAGGCGGAGCUGA